Molecule: messenger RNA, 780 nt
Organism: Microthlaspi erraticum
Lineage: Eukaryota; Viridiplantae; Streptophyta; Magnoliopsida; Brassicales; Brassicaceae
Source: the annotation of a GenBank genome assembly
AUGGCUCAACAAGAGGAUCAGUCGGCGGUGAGAUUGACCGGAAAGGUUAGCUGGUUCAACGAUUCCAAAGGCUACGGUUUCAUCACUCCCGAUAACAACGGCGAAGAUAUUUUCGUCCAUCAAGUGUCCAUCCUCUCCGAAGGCUUCCGGAGUUUGACAACCGGCGAUGCGGUUGAGUUCGAAAUCAAGACGGGAAACGACGGGAAGUUCAAGGCCGACGAAGUCACUGCUCCAGGCGGCGCUCCUCUCAAGAAGAAGGAGGUUAGCUCUCGCGGCAACGGCGCUAGGCGCGACGGUUGCUACAACUGCGGCGUGGCUGGGCACAUGGCCAAGGACUGCGUUGAGGAGCGCGUUGAACGUGGCUCCGGAGGAACAGUGUGUUUCACUUGUAACGAGCCUGGUCACAUCGCUAGGGAUUGCGAUCGGAAACCGAGCGGAAACGUUGAGAGCCGCGGUGAACGUAGAGGAGCCGGAGGAAAAGGGUGCUACAAUUGCGGUGACCAUGGUCACAUAGCUAGGGAUUGCAACCAGAAGAGCGGCGGUGAACGCCGUGGAGCAGGAGGCGGCGGAGAGUGCUAUACGUGUGGUGGAGUUGGCCACAGGGCUAGAGAUUGUCCCACUGAGAGACAGCCCAAGGCUUGUUACGAGUGUGGUGGAUUUGAUCACUUGUCUCGCGAUUGUGAGCGGAGAGGAAGUGGUGGAAACGCUGGUGGAGGAAGCAGGGCUUGUUUCAACUGCAACAAGGAAGGUCACUUUGCAAGGGAUUGUCCUGUUGCUUGA